AUGGAGCAGCAGAAGGCCAGGCACUACGUGGCCCAGAUGGCGCUGAGCGAGAAGCAGCUCUCCAUCCUCGCGGGCGACGUGGGCGUACUGCGGGAGGAGGUGGGCGCGCUCGCGCACAGCUUCCUGGCCCUGAGGGACUCGCACGAUCAGCGCGGGCUGCUCGUCUCGAGGGUGCGGGCGCUCGAGGAGGCGUCCAAGGCCACGGGUGCCCGGUGGGAGCGGCGUUUGUCCAGCAUUGAGUCGCAGCUGGUGGCUUCCAUUAACACCACGUCAAGAGCCUGGUGGCACCUGGAAUACAUCCUGACGUUUACGCUCAGGACGUCGCCGAGCGGAAGCGGUCGCACGCCCAUACGGAGGAGCGUUUGUCGAAGCUCGAGGCACACCUGA
Prorocentrum cordatum is the source of this 387-nucleotide messenger RNA. The record is from the annotation of a GenBank genome assembly. NCBI's taxonomy places the organism in Eukaryota, Dinophyceae, Prorocentrales, Prorocentraceae.